UGUUGCCGCGUAGGAUCGAAGACGCGUGGAAAUUCAUAAACUGGGCGGACCUGGUAGUUCCGAUCGGCGGAGACGGCGCGUUUCUGCUCGCCUCGAAACUGAUUACGGACAAUACGAAGCCGAUGCUCGGCAUCAAUCCGAGCGUCACGGACGGCAGUAACGUUUUCACGAUCCCCGCGAAGUACACGACCGACACCGAGAGCGUAUUCGAGCGACUCCACGCAGGAAGGUACACGCUGCUGAUGCGGAGUCGCAUACGAACGGUGAUGAAUGCGGAGGGACUUUACAGACGACCUUUUCACACACGCGAGAAGAUCCGUACGCAAGGGAAGAUUAGAGCCGAAGAUCUCGUACGAUUGGCGGAAAGGAAAAUGGCGCUUCAACCGCGUCAGAGGAUUUUGCCUUGGCUGGCGCUGAACGAAGUGUUCAUAGGAGAAUUCAUGGCGGCCAGGCCAAUAACGUUGCACGUCGGAGUCGAAAACCACGCGCCAUAUCUAGUUCGAAGUUCGGGCAUAUGCGUUUGUACGGGCACCGGCUCCCGGUUCUGGUACAAAUCUAUUAACGUACAGUCGGCCGAAACUGUUCGAAGCAUCGUCGAAAUAGCCACCGGCGAUAAAUUAAGCCUCGAGGAAACCAACGAGUUGCUCCACAAAUACCAUCAGGCUCUUCUCUACUCGGCAGAGGAUUUAAACAUGAUAUACAUGAUCCGCGAGAUAUAUCACACCACGCGUUGCACGAAGCGGAAGUGCUGCCCGGACAGACAAAAGUGCAGCAAGCUUACUGUGAAAUCCUGUGGCUUUGACGCUGGUCUGGUGAUAGACGGAAGCAUCUCCUUGCCCUUCAACGACGGUGCUAUUGCCACUUUCGACAUCAAGCCUGAGUAUUCCUUGAGAAGCAUCGUGCUCACCUGAGCACACCGGUCGCCUGUACGUGUGACCGCGGAGAAAUAAAGGUUCUUCAGGAAGCGAGC
Frieseomelitta varia is the source of this 970-nucleotide messenger RNA. Its product is annotated as NAD kinase 2, mitochondrial-like. The transcript has 4 exons. Gene Ontology annotation, cellular component: mitochondrion. Bases 123 to 911 code for a protein of 262 amino acids. NCBI's taxonomy places the organism in Eukaryota, Metazoa, Arthropoda, Insecta, Hymenoptera, Apidae. The record is from RefSeq and is a predicted model, not a curated record. Gene Ontology annotation, biological process: NAD+ metabolic process. Gene Ontology annotation, molecular function: NAD+ kinase activity.